AUGGGGGAAGGGCCAGCUCCUACCGAUCCACUUCAAGAGGCUUUUCAAGGAAGAGGCGGCGUGGAUCGCGGCAAAGAAAGCGAUUGUGGCACCGAGAAUGACCAAUCCGACUCGGAUUGGCGUCAACUUGACGGCGGCGCCAAGAAGGACUCCAAGGGCGGAAGGAGCGAGAACUUCUCGAAGAAGCCUCCUCCUCCUCCACCUCCUCCUCCUCCUUCCUCCGUCGCGUUCUUCAAGCUAUUCACCUACGCCGACUCCGUAGACUACCUGCUCAUGGCGUUGGGGUCGCUGGGAGCGUGUACGCAUGGCGCCACGCUUCCCAUCUUCUUCCUCUUCUUCGACGAGCUCAUUGACGCCAUGGGAGGUAGCGACAUCGGAGGCGUUAGCAAAAAACGGCUGCAGGCGGAGUUUAUCGCUUCUAAAGAACUGGAGGUUGAGGAAUUUCAGGCAGCUGUCGGCACGCAUGUCACGACUCUGGCGACGAAGAUGGAGGAGUACAUCCAGGGCCUCAGCUCCGACCCCGAUGUGGUGGUUUCAGAUGCCGCCAAGGAACGCUAUCGGCGACUGAAGGGGCGGUGCAUCGAGAAGGCUCAAUCCGACAUCGCGGCAGCCAAGGAUGAGAUAACCAUCCGAGAGAUCGAUCGACAGCGUAAGCAGGCGGCUGAGGAUUUGAAGAAGGCUGCUGCGGCUGAGGAGGUGCAGGAGAUGGAGAUGGAGCCUGCGAUUGGGGAGAUUCUAGCUAUGCACGCCAAGAAGAUUGAAGACAAGCUUUCGCGGGAGAUUACGCAGAAGCUUGAGGCCAAGCUAUCUAAGCAGCUGCAGAAGAAUCUUCACGUUGGGGAGCAGAACCCUUCGCAGGCCGCAUCCGCUGAAAAGAAGCAGACGGCACAACCUGGGAGGCAGGACGGUGCGUCUAGGAAGCCUAAGCCGAAGAAGAAGCGGGGUGGGAAGACUCCAAAGAAGCAGAAUUCCGGCGCCGACAAAGAGCAGCAGGCGAAAGGCUCUACUACAUCGAAGGCCAAGGGACCAAAAAACGGCGGAGGCGGCCCCGGAAAAGGGCCGCAUAAGAAGUGA
This is a messenger RNA of Closterium sp. Yama58-4, 1074 nucleotides long. The record is from the annotation of a GenBank genome assembly. NCBI's taxonomy places the organism in Eukaryota, Viridiplantae, Streptophyta, Zygnematophyceae, Desmidiales, Closteriaceae.